AUGGCUUCAAUUCUCCGCCAGAUCGUUGCAGGCCCUCGUGCCAGACACCCAGAAGCAGGCCUAGACCUGUGUUAUGUGACCGACUACAUUGUCGUCACUUCUGGUCCGAGCUCUGUAUGGCCUAGGAAAGCCUAUCGAAACCCCCUAGAUCAGCUGGUCGGCUUUCUCGACCGGAAACAUGGCGAGGACUGGGCGAUUUUCGAGUUUCGAGCCGAAGGCACGGGGUAUCCUGAUUCUGAGGUCUAUAACAGAAUCCACCACUUCCCGUGGCCCGACCACCACCCUCCUCCCUUUGCCAUCAUCCCGAACGUCAUGGCUGCAAUGCGCAACUGGAUCCAGCGAUUAGACGAAGAUGGGGAGAAAAGCAAGGACAAAGAUAAGAAAAGAGUGGCGGUCAUACACUGCAAAGCGGGUAAAGGCAGGAGCGGGACGGUCGCGUGCUCAUAUCUCAUCAGCGAGGAAGGGUGGAAGAAGGAGGAAGCUCUGCAGCGAUUCACCAUGAGACGUAUGCGACCUGGUUUUGGCCUUGGCGUGAGUAUCCCGAGCCAGUUGCGUUGGGUUGGUUAUGUGGAUCGGUGGGCAAACAGUAUGGGCAAACGAUACGUUGAAAGACCUGUUGAGGUUGUUGAGAUCCAGGUUGAGGGCCUCAGGGAUGGCGUCAAAGUCUCAAUAGAGGGCUUCGUGGAUGAUGGCCGGCGCAUUCGGACGUUUCACACCUUCAAUCGCCAGGAGAAGACUGUGGUGGAUGAUAACAAUACCAAAGCGUCGAAGCCGGUUUCGGACGCGCAGAAGAACAGCGAGAUUCUUAGCACACCGAAGAGUGCCACUCCGCAAUCAUCCUCGUUGAGCUUGAGCAAAAACUCUCCGGGGCCAAGUCAAAACGUCAUCCUGAAACCAUCUUCACCCGUGAUACUGCCCACCAGCGACGUCAACAUCGACUUUGAACGACGAAACAAAGCUGGGUACACGGGGCUCACCAUGGUGACGGCUAUUGCGCACGUCUGGUUCAACGCGUACUUUGAAGGCGGCCACGAAGGGCAUAGUUCCGGCGUCUUUGAGAUUGACUGGGAGGCGAUGGACGGCAUCAAGGGAAGUUCUAGGAAGGGCACCAGAGCCCUCGACAGAUUGAAAGUCGUUUGGCAAUAUGCGAAGCAAGAAGGAGACGGUGCUCCCAUGGAGCGAAUCAUUACGGAACCUCAGAAGGGCGAGCCGGUUCCGGAAGGACAACCUGCAAAUUGGCAGGGAGAAGACGAUGAGGAAGUUCGACCAACUGACGGCGUUGAUAGCGGCCGGAAGGGAGGCGCUGCCCUGACCAUGAGUGCCAUGGUCAACCAAGGGGCGAGCACCCUGGGUAAAGAACUCGGCCUCAGGAAAUCCCAACCUGAGAGUGCAAAUGUCAGUCGCGCGUCCAGCGUCAAGGGCGAAUCUACCACCUCAGAUAUGGGCACCGCCGCACAACGAGUCGAGGAAACGGAAGACCAAGGUGUGAAACAAUGUGGACCGGAAGGCGAAGAUCUUUCAUAUGACGGCGCUUCAGACCCGGACGGUGGAAGCAGACAAGACACCAAGGCCGGCCACAAAAUGGAAGCGGGCAUGGCCAAGGCGGCCCACGUGAUAUCCAAGAUGAAGCCCUCCGACAACAAGGCUGCGAAACAGGGAGAGGGUGUCGACCACCAGACGCACGAGCAGGAUACAGCAUGA
Messenger RNA from Fonsecaea erecta, 1701 nucleotides. RefSeq lists its product as hypothetical. The transcript has 3 exons. Gene Ontology annotation, cellular component: cell projection; plasma membrane; nucleus. Gene Ontology annotation, biological process: phosphatidylinositol 3-kinase/protein kinase B signal transduction; cell motility; regulation of phosphatidylinositol 3-kinase/protein kinase B signal transduction. Gene Ontology annotation, molecular function: protein tyrosine/serine/threonine phosphatase activity; phosphatidylinositol-3,4,5-trisphosphate 3-phosphatase activity; protein tyrosine phosphatase activity. Bases 1 to 1701 code for a protein of 566 amino acids. The record is from RefSeq and is a predicted model, not a curated record. NCBI's taxonomy places the organism in Eukaryota, Fungi, Ascomycota, Eurotiomycetes, Chaetothyriales, Herpotrichiellaceae.